UCAAAGGAAAUUUCAUGCUGCAUCAAGACUUGAGACAAAUGGCUCGCUCACGGCGCUCGGUCCUCUUUGCUGCACUCAUAGUGUCUGCUCUUUUCCUGUAUGUUCUUUUACCGGCUGGCCCGAAGGAAGAUCUGAGUCAACUAGGGCGAGAGAUGUAUGGAGAAGAACACCAGCACGACUCGUCUUCCCCGCUCCGACAGUCUAUCGUUCACAAGGGUAAACAAAAUGAGACCAUGGAGGGCCCCACGGGGGAUCCCAAGGAGAUCACUCAUACAGUAUUCUUUGAUAUUACACAUGGAGAAAAGCAGCUGGGAAGAAUAACCCUAGGUCUCUUUGGAAAUGCUCUCCCAAAAACCGUAGAGAAUUUCAGGGCACUGGCAACAGGCGAGAAAGGAUUCGGAUACAAGAAUUCCAAAUUUCACCGGAUCAUUAAAGGGUUCAUGGUUCAGGGUGGGGAUAUCACGCGUGGUGAUGGACGGGGAGGAAAGUCAAUAUACGGCGAUCGAUUCCCCGAUGAGGGGUUCAUUUUUAAACAUGAUGGCCCUGGCAUGCUCAGUAUGGCGAACGCGGGGCCAGAUACGAAUGGCUCCCAAUUCUUUAUAACAGCCGCUGCUACAAAUUGGCUCGACCCUGAGCAUGUCGUAUUUGGAAUGCUUAUAGAGGGCAUGGAUAUACUUCGGGCAAUGGAAGCGGUGCCGACAAAUAUGUCUGAUCGGCCACUACAGGAUGUGGUGAUAUCUGAUUGUGGAGUGUUGAAACCUUGAUGGAGCUGUAUGGCUGUUGCAGGGUCAACUUGGCCUAUGUUGAAAAGUAUCUGGAAUGAAGAGGAACUGGAAUCGCCGAGUGGGUUUGUACAUAGGGAGGUGCCCUUUUCUUUGUAAUUAGGAGUUUUGGUAGCUCCAUUGAUAGCAUCUGGAGAAUGUCGUUGCAACAGAAUUGUCGAAAAUGAACAUCUCAUCCGUAUGACAAGGGUAUCACUCGUACAUAUCAUGUAAAUACGGAGUUUUCAAUUGCUAGUUUCAUGGGAGUUGUGCAGUUAUGUAGCGCAAUUGUAGAAGUAGAACAGUGACGAUGGCAUGUGCAUUGCGAAUUCUUAAUAAAUUGGCCAAUACCAAAAUCAGG
Messenger RNA from Spizellomyces punctatus DAOM BR117, 1122 nucleotides. RefSeq lists its product as uncharacterized. Gene Ontology annotation, cellular component: intracellular membrane-bounded organelle. NCBI's taxonomy places the organism in Eukaryota, Fungi, Chytridiomycota, Chytridiomycetes, Spizellomycetales, Spizellomycetaceae. Gene Ontology annotation, molecular function: peptidyl-prolyl cis-trans isomerase activity. The coding region runs from base 15 to 764 and encodes 249 amino acids. The transcript has 4 exons. The record is from RefSeq and is a predicted model, not a curated record. Gene Ontology annotation, biological process: protein folding; protein peptidyl-prolyl isomerization.